UUUUUUUUUUGUUGUUGUUCCGGCGAAAAAUCAUUCGUUGAUCUCAAAGCGAUCCUGUUUUCCGAUCACAUUUAUAAUCCCUCUUCCUCUCUUUUUUUCAAUUCCUGGGAACCUCCUUUCUGAUUCCACCGGAAACGAACCAAGAAGAAGAUGAAGAAAAUCUUCGGUGUUAAGAAAGAGAAGGAGCCUCCUCCUUCCAUUGAAGAUGCCUCCGAUAGGAUCAAUAAAAGAGGUGAAACAGUGGAAGACAAGAUCAAGAAACUAGAUGCUGAACUCAGUAGAUAUAAGGAACAGAUUAAAAAGACACGACCAGGUCCAGCUCAAGAGGCUAUUAAAGCUCGAGCCAUGAGGGUUCUCAAGCAAAAGCGAAUGUAUGAAGGGCAGCGUGACAUGCUUUACAAUCAGACAUUCAACCUUGAUCAAGUGGCAUUUUCUGCUGAGGGUCUUAAAGAUGCUCAGCAAACACAACCCAAGGGGCAAAGUUCAGGAUCAUUCAGGCGGAGCUUUAUCUGUUCCCUAAUUGGAAUCGGCUGCCUACCUCAUGAGAGGUAGGAGAUAAACCACUUGUCAAUGGGGAGAGGUUUAUUUAUAAAAUAUGUGAUAUAUGAUUGAGCUAUGUUCUAAAUUCUCUUAUACUCAUUCAGGCAUCAAUUUGGCUGUUUAGAAGAGAUAUGCCCUGUGGGAUUCUUACUGAGUGAAAUAUUUGAUUAAAACUUUCCUCAUUGAAAAUUCUAACGUCCCUAUGCUUCUUCCAGAUGUCAGCCUUGAAGUCAGCCAACAAGGAGCUGAAAGGAAUGAUGAAAACUGUGAAGAUUCAAGACAUAGAUAACUUGCAAGAUGAGAUGAUGGACCUGAUGGAUGUGAGUAAUGAAAUUCAAGAGACCUUGGGUAGAAGCUAUAAUGUGCCUGACGACAUUGAUGAGGAAGACCUCAUGGGUGAACUUGAAGCUCUGGAAGCUGACAUGGGAAAUGAAGCUGAUGAAGUGCCUUCUUACCUGCAACCUGAGAAGGAGGAACCUGAUUCGGGUGCAGAGCUCAACCUGCCUUCAGCACCUGCAGGACAUGCUGCACCAGCUGGCAGAGCCAGUGCUCAGGCUGAUGAUGAAUUUGGUCUACCUACUGUUCCUCAAGCAUCCCUCCGCAGCUAGGCAAUGAGCUGAUCUUGUGCAUUACUGCAUACAACAUUAACGCGAGGAAGGUGUAUUGAGCAAGCCCUCGUACACAAUAUUGUGCAGAAGUUACUUCUAUUGAUCAUAUGAUUUAAUUGAUUUUAGGCGAUGGGUUUGUAAUAAGCAUUUUGUUAACUCAUUUUGUGAAAAGGGUUAAAACCGUGUCAAUGGGAACAUCCAUGCUAGGGUUGAAUGGUCAGCUGCAAGAUAGAACCUCACAGGUGGUGGCAUGGGAAAUGAGAGGACGAUCAACAUGGCAAAUUCUCCUUGGUGGUGUUAAUCAUAGGUUUUCCUUUCCACAAACAUUUCUGAUGAUUUUUUGGUAUGAAUAUUUCUGGUGAUUCAUGAUAUGAUAAAUUGAAAUGGAACUGUUCAUUCCAUGACAAUAUCAAUA
Messenger RNA from Rubroshorea leprosula, 1563 nucleotides. The record is from the annotation of a GenBank genome assembly. NCBI's taxonomy places the organism in Eukaryota, Viridiplantae, Streptophyta, Magnoliopsida, Malvales, Dipterocarpaceae.